Spea bombifrons (plains spadefoot toad) is the source of this 1869-nucleotide messenger RNA. RefSeq names its product cationic amino acid transporter 2-like. Bases 1 to 1854 code for a protein of 617 amino acids. NCBI's taxonomy places the organism in Eukaryota, Metazoa, Chordata, Amphibia, Anura, Pelobatidae. The record is from RefSeq and is a predicted model, not a curated record. Gene Ontology annotation, cellular component: plasma membrane. The transcript is spliced from 11 exons. Gene Ontology annotation, biological process: amino acid transport; transmembrane transport. Gene Ontology annotation, molecular function: amino acid transmembrane transporter activity.
AUGCCACCUUACAAUGCACUUCAUACAUUCUACCUGAGCAUCACCCGGACAAAGAAAGUCUCUUCCGAGGGAACUGGCGGCUCUGGUCUCUGUCGAUGUUUGACCUCAUUGGACCUGGUGGCUUUGGGUGUUGGAAGUACUCUUGGGGCUGGAGUUUAUGUUCUUGCAGGAGAGGUUGCAAAAGUCGACUCUGGUCCCAGCAUUAUCCUUUCUUUCCUUAUUGCAGCUUUGGCCUCUGUUUUGGCCGGACUGUGCUAUGCCGAGUUUGGUGCUCGAGUACCUCUCACAGGAUCUGCUUAUCUGUAUAGCUAUGUGACUGUUGGGGAGCUCUGGGCCUUUAUCACAGGAUGGAACCUGAUACUAUCCUACGUUAUAGGUACCUCCAGUGUUGCUCGAGCGUGGAGUGCUACCUUUGAUGAACUGGUGGGGAAAAAAAUAGGCGAUUUCUUCAGCAGCACAAUGUCCAUGGAUCUGCCUGGCCUAGCGGAGUAUCCAGACAUUUUUGCCGUGUGUCUCAUACUUCUCCUAGCAGGCCUCCUCUCCUUUGGUGUGAAAGAGUCAACGAUGGUGAAUAAAGUCUUUACAGCGAUUAACAUGCUGGUCCUGGUGUUUGUUAUCAUCGGCGGGUGUAUUAAAGGGGACCUGAAGAACUGGGACAUCAGUGAAGAGGAAUUAACAGAAACGAUUCGGCAAAUGAGUAACCACUCUUCAGGCAUCAACAUAACGGUCAACUUUGGCUCUGGGGGAUUCAUGCCUUUUGGUAUCAGUGGAACAUUGUCUGGAGCAGCUACGUGUUUUUAUGCCUUUGUUGGCUUUGACUGCAUUGCCACUACAGGCGAAGAGGUGAAGAAUCCACAGAAAUCUAUUCCUCUUGGCAUAGUCAUCUCCUUGUCCAUUUGUUUCCUUGCAUAUUUCGGAGUCUCUGCCGCAUUGACCCUCAUGAUGCCAUAUCACCUCCUUGAUUCUCGGAGCCCACUGCCCGCUGCCUUUGAAUAUGUUGGCUGGAGCAUUGCUAAGUAUGUUGUCGCUGUAGGCUCAUUAUGUGCAUUGACCACAAGUCUCCUGGGAUCCAUGUUCCCCAUGCCACGGAUUCUCUUUGCAAUGGCCAGGGAUGGGCUGCUUUUCAAGCCAUUGUCCAGGGUGAGCAGCCGACAGAGCCCAGUGGUAGCCACCAUGGCUUCAGGGACUGUGGCCGCCCUCAUGGCAUUUCUCUUCGACUUAAAAGCUCUGGUAGAUAUGAUGUCUAUUGGGACUCUUCUUGCCUACACAUUGGUUUCGUCCUGCGUCCUUCUGUUAAGGUACCAGCCACAAAGUGAUCUCAUCAAAGAGAAUAAAGAUGACCAACAGGACCAGAAGAAGAGCACAAUAAUUCCGACCUCAAAAAUGCCUUCAACGCGUUCUUCAAAUCUGGUGACGCGCUGUGUGCUUUCUAUAACUCUGUUAACCUGUGUAGCAAGUGUGGUGUCAACAGCAGGAUCAGAAUGCAUUCUGUCGGGGAGAGCUUGGUGCACCACUCUGCUUGCCUUGGCGCUCCUUGGGAUAAUAGGGGCCACAUUUAUGAUUUGGAGACAGCCACAAAACCAGAGCAGAGCUACCUUCAUGGUCCCGUUUCUACCACUUUUGCCUAUACUUAGCAUUCUGGUUAAUAUAUAUUUGAUGAUCCAGCUAAGCACAGACACUUGGCUUCGUUACAUGGUCUGGAUGGCAGUCGGUUUUGUGAUCUAUUUUGGCUAUGGCAUCCACCAUAGUGCAGAAAGGCAGCACGCUAUAGGCGUCACCGAGCAGAGGAUGGAGGAUAAUACAACAGACAUGGGGUCCAAGGCACAGUUCUUUGAAGUACAACUCAAUCAAUAAAUGCUACUAGUAAAA